AUGGCAUCUAUCAAGGUCGGCGACACCAUCCCUGAGGGCACCUUCAAGUACGUUCCCUAUACCUCCGAGCUCGAGAGCGGCCUGGCUUGUGGCAUCCCCACGACGCUGUCGACGAACGAUUGGAAGGGGAAGAAGGUGGUGCUCUUCUCCGUCCCCGGGGCGUUCACCCCCACAUGCCAUGUGAACCAUCUCCCACCCUACAUCCAGAAGUACGAUGAGUUCAAGGCCAAGGGCGUUGACGUCGUCGCAGUUGUCGCAGCGAACGAUCCCUUCGUUAUGAGCGGCUGGGGUCGUGUUGAGGAUCUCAAGGACAAGAUCCUUGCCCUCUCCGACACAGAGGCCAAGUGGUCGAAGUCGAUCGGUCUGGACAAGGACCUUACUGCUGUUGGCCUUGGUAUCCGUACCGCUCGCUAUGCCCUGAUUCUCGAUGACCUCGUUGUCAAAUACGUCGGAGUCGAACCUGCUGCUGGUGUCUCUGUUUCAGGUGCCGAUGAAGUUCUCGCCAAGCUCUGA
Molecule: messenger RNA, 513 nt
Organism: Cyclocybe aegerita
Lineage: Eukaryota; Fungi; Basidiomycota; Agaricomycetes; Agaricales; Hemipholiotaceae
Source: the annotation of a GenBank genome assembly